Messenger RNA from Nematolebias whitei (Rio pearlfish), 1505 nucleotides. RefSeq names its product serine/threonine-protein kinase SMG1. Lineage: Eukaryota; Metazoa; Chordata; Actinopteri; Cyprinodontiformes; Rivulidae. The record is from RefSeq and is a predicted model, not a curated record. The transcript has 7 exons. The coding region runs from base 66 to 1505 and encodes 479 amino acids.
GAGGUACCCUGCUGUUCCACAGAGUCCACCAGUGGAAAGCUUGGCUGGAGGAACUGCUGAGGGACAUGACAGUGGAGCACUGCCAGCACAUCUACAGACAAUAUGAAGUGCUGUUUGCCCCGCAGCCUCCUGCAGCUGCUUGUCAGUUUCUGUCCAACGUGGAGCUGACUCUGCAGCAUCAAGUGGCUGAAACAAACGAGCGCAUGCUGCACCAAGCGGAGCGGCUGAAGGCGGAGGGCACCACCGUCUCAGCAUGUGAAGAGCAGCUGCAGGAGAUUGAAAACUGUAUUACAGUCUUCUUACGAGAGAAUGGAGAGUCAGGGUCACUGAGCCUCGCUGCCAUCAUCACCUCUGCCCUCUGUACCCUCUGCAGACGUAACCUGGUGAUGGAGGGGGCAGCAGCUAGUGCUGGAGAGCAACUCAUCGACUUGACCUCCAGGGACGGGGCCUGGUUUUUGGAGGAGCUCUGCAGUAUGCUCGGAAAUGUCAGUGCUCUGGUCACCCUGUUUCAGCGAUGCCCUCUUCCUCAUGACUUGGAGCUGCCUGCACCAUCACUUACCAUCCAGGCUGUCUAUCUAGCCAAUUGUGUUUACACCUGCCUACAGGAACUGAACUCCAACUUCAGGCAGAUCAUCUUCCCCGAGGCUCUGCGCUGUAUGAUCAAAGGAGAGCCCACUCUGAAGUCCAUGCUGUCGGAGCUGGAGCAGCUGGUGGAGCACAGCUCAGACGGACUCGGCCUGCAAGGCUUGGCUGAUAAUCUGCAGGCCACCACAGGCUUGGAUCAUGAUGGACACAACCACUACCUUCACAUCACCAGGAUGUUGCGUGCUCAUUACUCAGAGCUGAUCCAGCCUCACAGUCUGGAUGAAGACGGCCAGGAGACACCAAAGAUGUCCGCUGGUCAAAUGUUGCUGGUGGCUUUUGACGGGAUGUUCACCCAACUGGAGACUGCCUUUGGACAACUCACUGACAAGCUGAGCUCUCUGGAGGUGCCAUCAGCCUGGAGGAAGGUAGAUGUUCUGAAAGAGGCUCGGGCCACACAGCUCAAUGUGUUUGACAGCCCAAAUCAGCGCCAGCUCAUGGAGGAGGUGUUUUUCCUCAAGAGACUUCAAACCAUCAGGGAUUUCUUCAGAGUGUGUUCUUCUUUUGCUCAGACUCUAACUGGGACUUGUCCUCCAGCUGAGGAUCUGCUACCUAUAAACGGACCUGGUGGUGUAGGAAAGCCUCUGUUUCGCCGGUCCAGUGCAGCAGGAUCCGGUCUGUUGGUGAUCAGUGAGGAGCAGAUGACCCAUCCCAUCAAGGCCUUUACAGCUGAGUUUGUACGCCUGAUGCUGAUGGGCCUGCCGGGCCAAGCCCUGGGCCUGGCCCUCUGCAGCACCCUCUCUGCCCUCGGCCUGGACGUUGUGGCUCAGGUGGAGGUGAAGGACUUUGGUGCAGAGAUCAAGGUGUGUGUGCUCACCGUUCCAUGCAGAUGUAGAAGCACUGAUACACCGCCGGUGUUCUGA